AUGGCGGGUAACGGCGUGCCAGUGUUAUUGGUCACAGCAAACGUUGGCAGUAUCUUCGAGGAGGUAAGUUCUCAACAUUCUUUUCUCACGUUUCACCAGAGUGUACCUUCGAAUGAUCGAUCGAUCGUGCCCCGCGAUUUACCUCUCGAACGCCGCACGAUCUCUUUCUUUCCUUCUUUCGUCAUCUUCUUUCUCUUUCUUCUUCCGUUCUUUCUUUUUCUUUUCUUCCACCAGUUCAGAGAGUCAGUUGGCGCGUCUUUCGUACGAUGCAAUGCCAAUUCUUGUUCGUUCUUCGCGAACUACUCUUCCCUCAGUCAUCACUUUCCUUCCCCCCCGUUGUUUUCCUCGCUCCUGCCCGUAAUCGUGUAAAGCAUCGCGAUUUUACCCACCGAUCCCGCACGUUAGUUGCAACAAUGGUAACACGAUGACAAUUUUCUGUAGCAGCGUGUUUCUGUGUCAAUCGCGCGAAUUUAAAUCGAAUUACGCUUGCCCGUUAAUCGAUUAAUAAGAACGAUGACAUCGUUGUACGCGUUUUCAUCGAGAUUUACUAUCAAUUCUCUCGCGUAUAUACAGCAAGAUAUGCUUUUAAAUUUCUUUCGAUCUUGGUUUUUUUUUUAAUUGAAACUUUUUUUGUUUGAAAUUACAAUCUCUUUUACAGCCUAACAUGAUGUUGAAAAUUUGGACGGAAGAAUUUUUAUCUGUAAGUAUAUAUUGCAGAUAAGAUGCGCUGUCAUUGCGUAAAUAUAAUGGGUAUUUACAUUACACGGAGAAUGCUUUUCAGACUAUACUGAGGCUGGAUCCAAAAUUUAUUGCACUGCACUGCCAAGAAGUAGGUGGAAAAAAUUAUGAGCACAGCACCAGGCAGGUGGAGGACUUUGUUAGAAUGUACUUUUAUACCAGUGAAUGGAAAGGAGGUUCAUUCUGGUAAUAUAGAAGCAGUCACGACCAAAGAAAAAGCAAAGUUCCCUCAGGAAUUCUUUCCAGAAUGUAAAUGGUCCAGAAAAGGAUUUCUGAGAACACGAUGGAGUAUUAGUGGAACAGUUUUUGAUCUCAUAAACAUACAUUUAUUUCAUGAUGCGAGUAAUUUCAUUGCUAUGGAAACAUUUCCAUCUGUAUACAGUAAGACGCGUAGAAGAGCGCUCGAACAUACAUUAGAUAGGUUUCAUAACGAUAAAUAUGCAAAUGUACCAUACUUUUUAUUUGGAGACUUUAAUUUUAGAACGGACACAGCCGGGGUAAUCAAAGUAAGUAUGAGAAAAUUCGAAAAUGAUCCUAUUCUUGUAAAGAAACUCACGGAAGAUACUCAAGAGAGAAGGUUAUCAAACAAAGGAAGUAUUUCGAAAUUGCAGUUUCACAAUAAAGACGAUGAUCUCAUAUUAACAUUAGGAAAAAAGGAAUUUUCUCAUUACGAGCAUCAGAAUGUUUUUGUGCAAAAUAGUGGAGAGUGGCUACGUGAAUAUGACAGAGAGCUGGAAGACUUUGAUGGAAGAUUAUUUGAAUUUCCAAUUAAGUUUGUACCCAGUUAUCCAUUUGAGGAAGAUAUCAAUGAAGGUUCGAAUUAUAUGCAAACAAGAGUACCGGCUUGGUGCGAUCGUAUUCUGCUGAGUCCUACCGCUAAAAUGCUAGUCCAAGACCCAGUCUACUUGAGGGCUAAUCUCAUUAUGGACGAAGGUAUGAUAAACUGCUGCAGCUUGCCAAGCGCACCUGAGUUUUGCUUUCGAGUGCCAAGCAAUUACGUGGAGUUGUUGUCCAUGUUGCCUGAUUACAGUAGUUACGUUAGCGGACGGGUCAAUUACACAGACCGUUCGACUAACUUGUUGCACGCAGCACCUAUUAAGCAUGAUCCUUACACUCCGGAUAGCAUGGACAGCCCGAGUCCAAAUGCUAUAAUAUCAGCCUCGGGUGAAGUCCCGGACGUGGACGUGGAUAACGUGAACAGCGUGUCCACGUCACAGUUUGCUCAAACGUCGAACUUAGCCAGACGUCUGAACAGAGCUGUAUCGCCUGCUCUCCUGAAAUCCAAAUUGGAGCUGAUCGUUCAGAGUAAAAAGCAAGAAGCGAUGGACGCGAAUCAAGACACGAGCGAUGUCAAAAGAAGCCCUAGCGAUUGCUGCUUGUAUUCAUGGCCGAACGACGACGAGUAUAAAAACGAGUGGGCCGCAAGAACGAACAGAUGCAACAGCGACGCUUCUUGGCAGAGAUCGCAUCUCUUAACCGAGAUAUGGAUUCAGAGCAAAGGGCAACAUUCGUUUGGAGAUUUCAUUAACCGAUUGUCCAUGGAUUCGACUCUGCCGAAUGACGUCGAGGGUUUGCCGUCCGACUUGAUCAUACCAAGGAUAUCGAUAAUAAAUGCCAGUAAUUUCGAAUCGAACGAGAGUUCCGUGUACUUACACGACGACAAGUAUAGCGAUUAUUCGGAUAAGAAACUGAGCAUUUAUUCGGACGACCAGACAAAGAGUUUGAGCGGCGAGGCGUUCAGUUCAGAAAAGUCGGAUGAACUUUGCGAUAAGAUCGACGACGAGAGCAACAGACUGAGCUUAAAUACGAAGAAAAUAGAAAUGAACGAAAGUAUAUAUCUGCAGAACAUAAGUGAGCUUAUAGAAAAGUCAGACAAGAAUUCCUGUGCAAUGAUGGUUAGUACAAAUCUCUUUAACGCGGGCAAUAAGAUGAGCGAGGAACGGAUGCUCGAGGACAGAGAGAAACGCUUAAAUCAAAACGAAAUAGAAGACAAAUCGCAGAACACGGAGACAGAGAAGAUAAAAUUGGAACAGGAUAUGUGCAACGAGACGAAUGUAGAAGAUUUUGAACAAGUAGAAAUACCAAGAUGUGAUGGUAAAUGUGGAAUGAUAAUUUCAAAACAGACGUGACGAACGAGGAGUCCGAAUCGGGUACGAUGUCCAGCUUGAGCAGUCGUGAGAUAUUCAACAAUAAUAACGACAACCACAGCAACAACAAUAACAACAGCGCGACCACCAUCACGAGAUAUAUCCACAUUAAACACGCAGACUCGUCGGUUAAGAUUUUUCGAGAAACCACCGUCUGA
Molecule: messenger RNA, 3043 nt
Organism: Heterotrigona itama
Lineage: Eukaryota; Metazoa; Arthropoda; Insecta; Hymenoptera; Apidae
Source: the annotation of a GenBank genome assembly